UUUUCUUCUCAAGAGUUGCAGAGACUUUCCCUAAUACUUUUUUAGCUACAAACUUUUCUUCUGAAGAAUAUCUAAUAUUCUUAAAGAUCUGUUGCAGAGAGUUCCCUUUAUCAAUCCCUUGUUACCUACAAGAAAAGAAAAAAAUACAUGGCCGGUUUUGUUGGAGAAGCCGUUUUGUCUGGGUUCAUUCAGAAGUUGGUCGACAUGGUCGCCUCGCCGGAGCUGUGGAAGUACGCACGUGAAGAGCAAGUGGAUUCUGAACUGAACGAGUGGAAGAAAAUAUUGAUGAAGAUCUACGCAGUGCUCCAUGACGCGGAGGACAAGCAGAUGACAAACCCCCUGGUGAAGAUGUGGCUACACGACCUCAGAGACUUGGCUUAUGAUGUAGAGGACAUCUUGGACGAAUCCGUCAGCCAAGCUUUGCGACGCAACUUGAUCGUGGCUCAACCCCAACCGCCCACUGGUACUGUUCGGAGCAUUUUCUCUUCUCUGUCUACUAGUCUCACUUUGAGUGCUGCUUGGUCCAAUUUAAGUAUGGGUUCCAAGAUAGAGGAGAUCACUGCCAGAUUGCAAGAUAUUUCAGCCCAAAAAAAGCACCUGGAUUUAAGAGAUGUUUUUGCUGGUUGGUCUGGUAGAAAGAGACUACGGAGACUGCCAUCCACUUCUUUGGUGAUUGAAUCUUGUAUUUACGGCAGGGAAACAGAAAAGGCUGCCAUACUUGCCAUGCUGCUCAAGGAUGAUCCAAGUGAUGAUGAAGUUUGCGUGAUCCCUAUCGUCGGCAUGGGAGAACCUUGGUACUUCUUCUUCAUGGAAUCCCAAAUAUGUUUUGAAGUGUCUUUACAAAGAAUGGUUUCCAAGAUUGAGCGAUCAAUUGCUUGGAAAAGAUAAUUCUUUGCCUUGAGAUCUUUCAACCGCUGCCCGUCUAGCUCCGUUCUUUGUGCUUGUGUCAUUGUCGCACUAUCUGUUGGUUCCGUAAUUCCUUCAAAGACGACAUGCCAAUACUCCUUAGAUCUUAGAAAGUUCUCCAUUAACAUGUUCCAAUGAUCAUAAUGACCAUCAAAACGUGGAAUGGCUGGCUGCACAAAAGUUUCAGAGGUCAUUGUUCUCUUCUACUGCUGCUGCAAAAACAAGAGACUAGGUGAAAUAAAAAUGAAGUUGCUGUUGUACGACUCUAUCUCACACACGAGCUUGAAGCUAAACAAAGAUCACGGAGGAAAAAAGGUGGACAGCAUAAUCUAUAAGCAAAUUGUGGGUAGUUUGAUGUAUUUAACUGCAACAAGACCAGACAUAAUGCACUCAGUGAGUCUAAUUAGCAGAUAUAUGGAGAAUCCAACAGAGUUGCAUUUUUUAGCUGCCAAGAAAAUCUGUCGUUACUUGCAAGGAACUAAAGAUUUUGGGUUGUUUUACAAGAAGGGUAAAAGGUCAGAUUUGAUUGGGUUUACUGACAGCGAUUAUGCAGGAGAUCAAGAUAAUAGGAGGAGCACUUCGGGUUAUGUUUUUAUGCUGGGCACAGGAGCUGUUUCGUGGUCAUCUAAGAAGCAACCGAUUGUCACUCUGUCCACCACUGAAGCUGAAUUUGUUGCAGCAACAGUUUGUGCUUGUCAAGCUAUCUGGCUAAGGAAAAUUCUUGAAGAGCUCCAUCUCAAGCAAGUGGGAGCUACUACAAUUUUUUGUGACAACAGCUCAACCAUCAAACUCUCCAAAAAUCCCGUGCUACAUGGAAGAAGCAAGCAUAUUGACGUGAAGUAUUAUUUUUUAAGAGAUCUCAGCAAUGAUGGAGUUAUUGAUCUUGUCUACUGCAGAAGUGAAAACCAAGUUGCUGAUAUUUUUACUAAACCCCUUAAAUUGGCUGUCUUCUUGGAGCUGAGGAAGUUACUUGGAGUUUCCACUCUAGAAUAUUCAAUUUGAGGGAGAAUUCUGCGUAUUUUGUUUAAGGGAGAGUUUGUUGAGAAAAAGUUGUUUGCUAGCUUUUGUCCUAGUCUUUUGGGAACUUGUUGUGUUCAACAAGUUAGUUUUUUAUUUUCCUAAUCUGUAGGUGUUAGUUUUGGCACGAUAUGUAGUGCCUAUUUUCUUGCUUUUAUUUGUUAUAUAUAAGCCUAUAUAAAGGCAGUUCUUUUUGUUGAAUAAGAUAGACGAUUAAUAUUUA
Molecule: messenger RNA, 2146 nt
Organism: Vitis vinifera (wine grape)
Lineage: Eukaryota; Viridiplantae; Streptophyta; Magnoliopsida; Vitales; Vitaceae
Product: putative disease resistance RPP13-like protein 1
Exons: 2
Coding region: 148-888 (246 amino acids)
Source: RefSeq, a predicted model, not a curated record